This is a messenger RNA of Polyodon spathula (Mississippi paddlefish), 2405 nucleotides long. Its product is annotated as angiopoietin-related protein 7-like. Bases 1 to 1227 code for a protein of 408 amino acids. The record is from RefSeq and is a predicted model, not a curated record. NCBI's taxonomy places the organism in Eukaryota, Metazoa, Chordata, Actinopteri, Acipenseriformes, Polyodontidae. The transcript is spliced from 6 exons.
AUGGGUAACGAUACAGAAUUCCACGAGAACAGCCAUCACAUCAGCAGCGCUCUAAUCCAGUGUGGAGAGUACAGUAACCAGGCACUGCCCAAUGGGAAGUGCAGAAUCACAGCCACUCUGCCACAAUUGGACGAGCAGCGGUGCCCGGAUAUGUUCCGCUGCACAGACGAGGUCUCUUAUUGGCUCCACGAGAACGAGGAGAGAAAGCAGCAGAUUCUGGAUCUAAAAGAGACCAUAUCUGAGCUGCAGGAGGAGCUUCGAAACCAUCGGCACCGGAUCAAAGUGCUGGAGCUACAGAGUGAGGAGAAAAAUGGUCUGAACGCAUCACUGGAGCACCGGUUUCGCGAGCUGGAGCAGCGCUACAGUGAGGCCAACACUCUGCUGCACAUCCACGGCUCUCUCAUUUACGACAUGCAGGCACAGAUACACAACCUGUCCCUGCUGGUUGAGAAGGUGCGCCGGAACCCAGGAUGCAUGAUUAACAUUGUCCGGAGUACACACCUUGAUACCCAGAAGGCUCUGCACCCAGAAGUACAGCACAUGAAGAACUGCCCUUUAGACUGUGCCUCAAUCUAUUACAACGGGGUGCGCAGGUCUGGAAUCUAUACGAUUGUACCUUCAAUGGGAGGGGUGCCAGUUGAGGUCUUCUGUGACAUGGAUACUGAAGGUGGAGGGUGGACUGUGAUUCAGCGGCGACAGGACGGAUCAGUAAGCUUCAACCGCAGCUGGAAGGAGUACAAGGAAGGCUUUGGGGAUCUGAACACAGAGCUCUGGCUGGGAAACAACCACAUCCAUGACAUCUCGAGUCAGGGGGACUACUCUCUCCGCAUUGACCUGGAGGACUGGAGCAACAAGCACAAGCAUGCACUAUAUGAAAGCUUCAGUGUUGAGGAGGAAGCUAACCACUACAGACUGCAUGUGAAUGGGUUCAGUGGGACAGUGGAGGACUCCUUCAGCUGGUAUCACAACAAGCGCAGUUUCAGCACCCCAGAUACCGGAAACAUCUGUGCCGAGAUCUCUCGUGGGGGGUGGUGGUAUCAUCAGUGUUUCUUUACCAACCUCAAUGGAGUCUAUUACAAGGGUGGCCGAUACUCUGCCAAGGGCAAGAAUUUGCUGGGUCCUGAUGGGAUUGUGUGGUACAGCUGGAAGGACUCUGAUUAUUAUUCCCUGAAAAAAGUCACCAUGAUGAUCCGGCCUCGUACAUUCCGGCCCCGCCUAUCCCCAUGAAGGAGUUGAGGGACUUUCUCCUAAACUCAUCCCAAGCUUUCCGUUAAGGAACAUUGUACAGCUGAACUGAAAGCCAAAGCUGCUCCAGGCCUAAAAGUGCAAACCAAGCCCAGAUCUUUCAUAAUAAACAAUCACAUGCAAUUCAUAAGAUGAAUACAUUCCAACAUGUUAAAAUGCAGUGCAAUCAUAAUAUUAGCAUCAGCAUGUUUCUAGAGAACUCCAUCUGUAAAAGGCUUUACACCUGAGUAUUACAGCUUCUGUUUCUAAUUUUGGAUAUGAUGUUCUACAUUUUGUAAUGUUGAUUAUUUAAUGAUAACUCAUCAUUGAAAUUUAGGGGAUUAACGUCACUUUAUUCAUGGGAAAAGCAGCCUACUUUUAUUAACUUGUCUGUACCUGUCAAACUUCUGCUCCCUAGUGGACUCACACUAAUAAAACACUGCUCAUACAUUCACAGCUCAAGUCCCCUAUCAUGUGGGUCAACAAUACUAACAUUUUUGGCACAAAAAAGUGUUAGUUUUUGUUGUUUUGUAUUUUUUACCCCCUCUAGGCACUUGAUCACUGUGAGUAGUCCAAAUCAGGUAUUUUAUUCCAGUGGUUCUCAAACUUUUUGGGCCGUGCCCCCCUUUCUCUUGUCUGUGGUACUUGACACCCCCAACACACACUCUCACACACAUACAUACAUCUGUACGUACACUUGUAAAAAAAAAUCCAACAUGACUGCGGCUUCUCUGUAUGUCAUUGCUGUUUUGUUUUUUUUCCUCGAACCAGCCACCGAUCCCUCGUAAUAAGAGCAAACUUAACACUGUAGAUUACAGUUUACUGAUUGUGACCAACACUGAUUACACAGUCAGCUGAUAAACAACAUGCUUUACCAGAUGACAGCGGACUUUAUCCAAAAAUAUGCAAGAUUAAAAGGCACCAGUCAGAUGCACAGGGCCAUCUACAAACAUUGACAUGCCUGUAGGUGUCAGCAUAAAUAUUUAUUUUAAGUUAAUAUAUACAGUAUAACAGGAGCUUUUGGCUGGUAUUAAAUUGGCAUCAUACAAAAAGCACUCAUUAUCAUAUAAUAGAGGUAUUCCCCCCCACCUCAACAGCACAGGACCAUUGUGACAUUAAAAAUACACGUAAUGAAGCAUUCUUACCUUUAUAAAAGUUAGUGACCAGCAGAUGUGUCAGCC